Mizuhopecten yessoensis (Yesso scallop) is the source of this 5731-nucleotide messenger RNA. RefSeq lists its product as uncharacterized. The record is from RefSeq and is a predicted model, not a curated record. Gene Ontology annotation, cellular component: plasma membrane. Gene Ontology annotation, biological process: phosphatidylserine exposure on apoptotic cell surface; engulfment of apoptotic cell; apoptotic process involved in development. The transcript has 7 exons. NCBI's taxonomy places the organism in Eukaryota, Metazoa, Mollusca, Bivalvia, Pectinida, Pectinidae. The coding region runs from base 79 to 4713 and encodes 1544 amino acids.
UUCAAAAUGGAGGUGUGUUCAGAGCAGUGCGCCAAAUUUAAACUGACAAGAAGGCAAUGAGUGAAAAGUUUAUAUUUCAUGAUGAAGAAGAAGGCGUUUACCCUUUAUGAUGUCUUGGUGACCAUUUUGUCGCUGUUCUCAUAUGUAAUAGAUGUUGGAUCAGAUAUUCUGCUGAUCGUGACAUUCCUUCUUGAUGGCCACCAGAUAUGGGCUUCAAUAUCCAUGGCAUUUGUUGCUUUGUCAACAUUCCUCAUGCAGAUUUUCAGUUUUAGCUGGCAUGCUUCUGACAAGAGUUUAACAUGGAAAACAUUUCUAGUGCAUGCCUUAUUUCUGGCACCUGCCCACAGGUAUUUCCAGGCCAUACGACUUGGAAUUCGAGCAAAACAGACAAGAAGCCGACAGGACCUUGAUGCUGUGUUCCGUGCCAAUAACGACAUCUGUCUGCUCCGACUCAUUGAGUGUUUUGUGGAGUCUGCUCCCCAGCUUAUCCUACAGUUGUACAUCAUAUUGCGGUACCAGCAGUUCAGUUGGGUGCUAGGGCUGUCAACUGUACUGUCCCUGACGUCGAUGGCCUGGUCCAUGACGGCCUACACAGACGGUCUGCGCCUCGCCUACAAGGAUAAAUACAACAGGAAAUGGCUGAGUAUGCUGGCCCACACUACCUGGCAGACAGCAAUGAUAUCUGCACGUGUCAUGGCGAUUGUUGUCUUCUCAACCCUCUACCAGGCCUGGGUCUUCUUGGCUAUGGGAAUCCACUGGUGUGUGAUGACCUUCUGGAUAACACUACAGAACGCAGACUUCGGCGAGACAACAUGUGAGAAGCGCCUGUUUAACAGUGUGUCCGGUUUUAUCUACAUCUUUUGUUUCCUGAACCUGAAGGACAGCCGUGCGAGGUGGAGGAUACUGGCCUAUCAUGUGGUGGUUCUGGGGGAGAACUCUCUACUGGUGCUGCUCUGGUUCUUAGGGAGGCCAGACAACACACCCAUGUGGAUGGAGGUGUCUACUAUAGCCAUCGUCUUUGGAGGAUAUGCCGUCGGUGGUGUGUUCAUGAUGGUCUACUACAGCUGUUGUCAUCCGACUGGCCCGAAAUCUGAACAGGACAAAAACGAGAUGGCCUACUGGUUCAGGAGGUUCGGUCCCAGGGAGAGCAAGCCAAAAGAUGCCAUAUUUGAAGUCCCUAAAACACCAGCCCAUGUGGCCGACUGGCUGAAUGCUUCUGUCAACCUUAGUUUGGCCUCGAAAGCUGACCGUCUGGAUGUGUCACAUGACCAAAGAGGUCUCACAGAACCACAAGAAUACUCACAGAGUUUGGGUCGAUCUGUGGUUGGGAGGAGCUAUGAAGACUCGCCAGUAAUGUUGUACCAGAGAUACAACGAGCCCAGCCCAGCCUCUACUCUGAUGGAGAGUGAUGGAGAAUUCACAAAGGAGUCAACCAAAUUGUCCUACAUCAGUGCAUCCAGCUCGCGACACCUCAUUGAUUCCUCCUCCAAUUUGUCUAUGGACUCAGCAGACAGAUACUUUAACUCCUUCAAUAGAAACAGGUCCAGCAGCUCGGCCACCACAGACCACCAAUACAACUCAUCAGAUUUGGAGACACCACACAAACCUUUCACCAUCAGCGCCAUAAACGAUGUGUCGGGGUCCUAUCUCGCUCCUAAACACACCUCUCAUGAUAGCUUUUACUCCUCACCAGAGUUCAAAUCUACAGACAUGUCUCCUUUGGACGCCAAAAAGUUGUGGGAGGAAUCACAGGGCCGGAUUGAUGAGACUGUAGCACAGACAAUCACCAUAGUAACACACACUGACCUGGACAGAAGGACCAGUCAUUCCACCAUAACAUGGAGAAAAAACAGCCCAACUGAGACUGAUUCAUCUCAGAAUUCUAACUCUCUACAUGGCGAGUACAAUGAGACAAAUGUUGACCACUCUGUGUUGCAUAAACAAACCCAGUUAGGUCAGGGAGACAGUCGCUUAGGUCUGACCACACGAUCACAGUACAAUGGUGACCCAUCGCAGACACCAAAUCACGCUAAAUUCUCACCAAACAUCCCUCAAGAGGAGGACAGGUUCAAAAUUCUCAAUUCAUCUCACAAUCAAGAGGUAUCUUCAACUCGGUGUUCUGACCACCUAGACGGUUCAUAUUCGCCAUUCAACUCAAAAUUCGUGAGUGACCGGGAUGAGGAGGAGCCCUACUACCAUUACAACAUGUCAGGAACACCUCUAGUUACAGAACAGCCAACCCUUUUCAGUCCCUGGUCCCCAUCUGUGGAAGACUCUAUCCCUUACAUUGAUGGAAGUGUUGUACAUGAUGAGGGACAGGACACAGUACAUGAAUCUUCAAACAAUAAUGAGGGAUCUGUUCUAUCUGACUGGUUUGCCGAUAUUUCAUCUCUACACCACACACAGCCUGACCGUUUCUGGACAUCUGGCAUAAACAACAUGUCAUGUGACAGAGACAGAAGUAAUCCUGAGAUAUCUACGACAGGUGAGUCAUCUCGACUAUCAGCAGACAAUAAUUACACUGACAGUUCUGAAGAGCCAAGGAGUAUCUCAAGUACAUCAUUCCAAGACAGAAGCAGAGACAGAAGCCACUCACUGUCUUUGCCCCCUGACUCUUCCAUCAGUCUGUACCAGUACAGUAACUCACAGCAGGGCGAAUCUCAUGGGAACUCCUAUGUUGACAAUCUAAGGACAAAAUCAUCACAUAUGACCUCUGGGUACUGUGGUAGUAAGGUCAAUAUUUCUGAUGUGACAGAUAGGUCAUGGUCAUCUAGGUCACAGAGUUGUGAAUCGGGAGUAGAUAGGGGACAGCAGUCAUCCGACAGCAGAUACAGUGGUACUAGUUACACAGAGUCAGACUCGAUGAAUAUCUCUCCACAUAGAGAUUAUAGUCUCUCCUCUAGGUCUGAUGCUAUCAGCCCUAUUUACUCAAAGACAGUUCCAACACUAGAGGACAGUGGCUACCAUCGGUCAAAAUCCACCGCCUCGUCCCUGUCAGGCACAGACUUCACACAAGAUGUCAGUGUGUCAAAAUCAGGAGCUGAUCACAGCAUCGAGUCAGCAUCAGCUGGGGAUUACAGUUGUGGGUCAAGGUCAGCUGGGGAUUACAGUUUGGGGUCAAGGUCAGCUGGGGAUUACAGUUGUGGGUCGAGGUCAGCUGGUGAUUACAGUUUGGUGUCAAAUUCAGCUGGAGAAUACAGUGUGGGGUUAAAUUCAGCCGGUAAUAAUAGAAUAGAAUCUAGUUCAGAUAAAGGUUACAGAGUGGGGUCAAGGUCAUUUGGGAAUUACAGUGUGGGGUCAAAUUCAGCUGGUGAAAAUCCAUUGGAGUCUAGUUCAGAUGUAGGUUACAGUGUGGGGACAAGGUCAUUUGGAAAUUACAGUGUGGGAUCGAAGUCUGCUGAUAUCUACAGGUUGGGAUCUAGGUCAGAUAAAGACUACAUUUCAGGGGCAAGGUCAUUUGGUAACAACAGUGUGGGGUCAAGGUCAGCUAAAGAUUACAGUAGGAAAUCAAGGUCAGAUGGAAAAUAUAGUGGGGAGUCAAGUGUAGAUUAUUCAAAGUCAGCUUCAGACAUGUCAAGACAGGAAGAUCUUUUCACAAGAACCAAGAGUCUGUCAAAGAUGGACACAUCAACUAAUGGAUUGUACCUGAGUUCGUCUAAUGUACAUGGAAUGGACAUUUCUAAGGAGAGUUAUGCCAAAGAACAUAGUUACCUUGAAGACCAAAUUGUACCAAACAGACAGGACAAAUCUGAAAUAUCUAAUGAUUCACUCAACAUUGAUUACUCCAGAACAUCUGUCCCUGGGAAUGACUCCCCUGGAAACAGGAGGAGAAAGAGUUCUGUGAGAUCAACAUCGAAAUCACCAAGAGAUCGUCUGCCCAGGAAACGUUCAUCAUUGUUCAAUGCUUCUGUAGGCUCAGAUAACAAUUCUCUGUCUGUCACUAAAGAAUCGCCCAUCAGUGUGCAUGAUAUGAAGAAAUCACCCCAUCGACUUGGCAGGAACAUUGAUUUAUUCAAUAUCUCAACCUGGAGAAACAGUUUGGAUAUAGAUGCAAAUGAAGGUUUCACAGGAAUCAAAAGCUUGCAGUAUGUUCCACCUGUGACUGUCAUUAAUAAACCUCUUCCCAUUACCAAACUCACAGAAUCUCCGUACAAGUUCAGGCCCAGGAAACCCAACUUGGCACUGACUCAAUUAACAGAAUCUCCUUACAAAUUCCGCUCAAAACCAAAUGAGGACAUUGGAAGGAUUAGAAUUCCUUCGGAUAAAGAAAAUGAUUUAUAUGUACACCGCAACUGUGGAGCUACUCAAAGUGCUAGGAGGUCCUUGCCAACUAAACCCCUAUAUCUAAAAGAGGCUCCAAACGAAUACAAUGGUCAUCAGGCAAACACAAGGAGGAAGUCAGACAUUCCAUCCACAUUUCCCUGCUAUAUGUAUUCCUCUGACGGAGAAACAGAGGAGGACUCUCCCGGACACCGUCAGCACAGAGAUCCAGCAAAGUCCGGCAAGGCCCGACAGGUCCUGGGAGCCCUAGAGAACACCCCGGGAUUCUCACCCAUCAUUGUGCCUGAAGAACUACACCGAGUGAAAAGUGUAGAAUUCUUAGGUAAGGUGAUUAAACCCGUUGUAAGCACACCUUUGUCUGGCCACAGGCUGAAUAACAGUUACCAGCAACUGGAUGUCUCAGUGGAGUGCUUCUCUACGGUAGAGGUGUAGAUAGGUAUGAUUGCUGUACGUGUUCGGCAUCAUAUCAGUCAAGACAUUACCCAUCCUCAAAAUACAUUUGGUUCCGCUCUGGAUACCCAUAGUCAUCCAUGAACUAUGUUUUGACAAAAUUGGUCGCUUUUUAUGCCACCACCUGAAUAUGAUACAAGUAGCCUAGUCCGUUUCUUGAUGAACGUGAAAGGAGUUGAGUGGCAGCAAAUUGGUAAAUUUGACUGUCUAAGUUUGAUUGCAGCUCCUCUGUAAUCUUCAAAGGAAAGAGCAAGCCAAAUGAUAGGUCAUCUGAAUAUAAUUAAUGAAACCAAUUUAAUGGCUUACUACAAGCCUUCAAUUUUGUUAUGACACAUUCCAGGAGUACAGAGAAGAUGUGUAUCGUGAACAGAACUCAGAGAAGAUGUGUAUCGUGAACAGAACUCUUUGAUUUCAAGGACAGUCUAUUCCAAAAACUAAUAGCUGCAAUGACUUUAUGUCAGGCAGCAGUGAUAUAAAAUUGAUAUUAGGAUUUAUUUUUUGUACUGAACCCUUUUUACCUCACUUGCCUAAAAGGCUGUAUUUGAUGUAUAAAUUUUGAAUAAAACUAAAAACGCUAUGGUAAAUCUUUAACUGAUCAUGAACCACUGAAAUGCUGCACGAUGACAUCACAAUCAACUGCCAUGAAAUGGCUUGAAAUGUUGUCCAGACACAUUAGUUUUCUAAAUUGUCUUUAAUUUUUAUCCUGUUCCAGUACAUAUCACUUUAUAUCACAUUGUUUAUGUGCGGGGUCGGGUUUCAUCAUGUAUCUCUAAAAGUGAUUUUUCUGUCAAGUGGCUAUGUUUUACUGGUUGUGUUUAAUUCUGUACCUGAUGUUGUUUUUAGUGUGAGUCGCAUUGAAUUAUUUCUGUUUAUUGAUGCCAUAAGACCCUCUUGGUACCAGAGAGUUGGUUAUCAUGAAAUGAAAGCAUUAAUUUAAGCGAUAACCCAGAUAUAUCCAUCCUCGAUAUCCAGGGGUUACGCUCACUUUCCCUCUAUAAAC